Molecule: messenger RNA, 282 nt
Organism: Racocetra persica
Lineage: Eukaryota; Fungi; Glomeromycota; Glomeromycetes; Diversisporales; Gigasporaceae
Source: the annotation of a GenBank genome assembly
UUACAAUCAUUUAAUGACGUCUUCUUCUUCAAUAUGCUUCAACCUCAUGAUGAAAACACAGAAAUCAAUGAACCUCAUGUGGAAGAUGACCUUUCAGACACUUCUGAUCAGGAUCCUGUGGACAAUACUACCUGGAUACUAUUAGAGAAAUUAUACAACUUUCUUACCAAAAUAUAUAAAGACAAUUUGUUACCUAAAUACACAAAAACCCAAAUACUUAAGAACCAACUACAUAAUGCAGAUAUUAUCUAUGAUGCUCUUGCAAUGAACAAACAUCUCUAG